UAAAUCCUCCAACACAGAAAUAAAUCCCAACCGGAAUAGAAGCAGCAGCAAAAAAAAGGCACACACUGUAGCGAACCGGUUUUGUGGAAAAAAAAGCGUGCGAUCGUCUCGCAAACCCCUUGUUGCUGCUGCUGGUGUGUAUGAGCCUUUUCUGUAUGUGUGCUUACUGCUAGUGUAUGUAUGCCUCACCGUAGUUGCUGUCUCAGCAGUAGCAGCGGCAGCAGCAGGAGGAAACAAAAAAAAAACAAACCCGGAACACACGACUUCCCGCUACCACGGAGAAGUGUGCGUGUGUGUGUGUGCGGCGCGGUUUGGCAGUGUGUUGCAUGCGGUGCGGUGUGGUGGUGGUGUGACGCACACGGAAGGAAAUGUGUUUGCCGGUGUCAAGUGUCAGCACGGCGGGCGCCCGCCAUAUCUCGCUACUCUUUUCAAGUAGGCGCAGAAGAUCAUCAUCGUCGUCGUCUGUGUAAGCGAGAACAAGAGUGAGAUCGCCGCACACACAUAUUGGCACCAAGUCAGUAGUAGCCUGGGCAGCUAGCAGGAGAAGAAACAUUCGUGAUGUUGUGCCGUGACCGGUGCAGAGCUGGGAAUUCAACUGACCCGCAAGAAUUUUUCCAGCAAACCCCAGUGUGUCAGUGUCCUGUGUGUGUGAGUGCUUGCUUGUGUUGUAUCGCGCUUUUCACAACGGAAAUCGGCCACCAUCCGACGGGGGGGCAGUAGUACUGUGCGUGAGUGUGUGCUUUCUGUGUGCUAAACACGAACGACACACACACACAGCAGGCCACAAAGUCGAAUGGAUCUGUGUGUGGUGUAUCGGUUUUGUUGAAGCAAAGUGUGUAGAAGAAGAAGAAGAAGAAGAAGCGAGCUCUUUUUUGUUGCUGUUGGUUGCUUUAAUUUUCGCGCUACGUUCCCCAGCUGUUCCGUUUUUUCCUUUUUAAGCUGCUUCCCCGCGAAAGAAGGAAAUGCGGCGGCUUCUUCCGGGCCCGAUUUCCACCGCGAAACGAGUGAUGAAAACAUGAGCACGUACAGCAACCACAGCAAGUGCAACCGUUGUUUUGUUUCGAAGGAGUGAUAUUUGAAGAGAAAGAGAGAGAGAGAGAGAGCGUGAAAGAGUGUGUGUGUGUGUGAAGAGAAAGAAAACCAAUCGAAAGGCUAAAAGAAAAGUUGUGCUCGAGUGUUUCUUGGAAGAGCCUGUUUUUUGUGUGUAAUUUGUGUUUUUUUUCGCUGUGCGUGAGAAAGAAUAUUUUGUUGUGCCGGCCCAAGUAAAAAAGGACUAACUGGAAAACUGAGAGAGAAAGAGAGCGAGAGAGUGAGAUAAAUUGAAGGAAAAGCGCACGCGACGAGAUCCAAGCAACAAGUUGGUACGCCGCCCAGGCCCAGAAGGAAAACAAACCCCAACCGGACACACACAACACACCGGUGUUAGUGAUAGCGUCAACAGAAUUUGGAUGUCGCAUUGGAGUUCAUCCGUUUUGGAAACAUAAAAAUCAUCCAAUCUGGCUCCAACGUGCGUCCUGCUGUCAGUAGCAAACGCAAAAGCACCACCACCACCAUUAAAACAAGAACGCCAGCACGAUUGCCACCAUCGGUCGUGAUCAGCAGCAGGCCAGCAGCAGCAGCGUAGUGGUGUCCGGGUGUCGUCAGCCGGAGGAGAAGGAGAUCGAACGCAGCAGCAGCAGCAGCGUCCCGCAAUCAUCGUCCAACAGCGCUGCCGCCGCAGCCCUCUUUGCCGCAGCCAUGAAGCUACUACCGAUCCCGCUCUCCCCGCUCAAUGCGCCGCCCCCACUGGGGCUGUGGAACUCAGAGCUACUCUGGCGCUACCCGCCCGCCCCGCCCAGCCCGCUGGCUGACCUGAAGACACAGCUCCCGCCCCAGCUCAACACAGACCCGCGCAUCUGGGGCCGCGAUGAGGUGGUCGUCUUUCUGCGCUUCUGCGAGCGCGAGUUCGACCUGCCCAAGUUCGAUCUCGACCUGUUCCAGAUGAACGGCAAGGCGCUGUGCGUGCUGACCAAGAACGAUCUGGCCGAGCGCAGCCCGGGCGCCGGCGACGUCCUGCACAACGUGCUGCAGAUGCUGAUCCGCGACGCCCAGACGCUGCACCGCCAUCUGCCGAGCAGUCCGGUCACGCCGACCGGCCGCUACCCGCUAUCGCCCCACAGCCACCCGCCCACACCGAACUGGAGUGCGCUGGCCCCGCCGGACAGCCCGUUCUUUCACAGCUCGCACCUGCAGCAGUUUAUGGCGGCGUCGAACUCGGUCACACUCAGCCCAGCACCGUCGAUCGAUUCGCAGGCCGGCAGUCCACCCUCGCAGAGCCACGGCGAGCAGAACGUGUUCCAGCAGCAGCAGCAACAGCAGCAGCAGCACCACCAUCAGCAGCAACCCCCCAAGUCGUCCUCCGGUGCGGGCUCAUCGUCCUCCUCUUCCACGUCCUCGUCGACCAAUGGAAGCGGUGGCAAUGGGAGCAGCGCUAACGGAGGAGCAGCCGGGCCGGCCACCAACGGUACCAACGGGCUGAUCAGCAGCAGCAGCAGCACUACUAGCAGCGUCGCCAGCAGCACCAGCAGCAGCGUCAGCAAUCAGUCCGACUCGGACGAAGAGCACGCGACGGUGGGCAAUGGUACGGCCGCCACUUCCACGACCGGCCCCGGCUCGUCCAACGGCAACGGGUACCAUCCGCUGCCCCUGUCGCAUCCGGACAGCAAGCUGCCACUGAUCGCCACCCAUCCACCCCAGCAGAGCCCCCCGCUCACGCCGAUCUCGAAGGAAACGCAGCAUCUCGGCCAGCUGCAGCUGCUCGACACGAAAACGCUCCAGUAUCCGGUAUCGUCCCUGCUGAACGGUUCGUCCGGCAACGGCGGCAGCAAUGGGGGCAGCUCGCGCGAACGUGAACCCUCGUCCUCGAGUGCGGCAGCCACCGCUGCUGCCGUGGCCGCGGCCGUGCUCGGCCUCAAGGGAGCCGCUUCGAACGGUGGCGGUUCGUCCGGCUCGUCCGGGUCCGGCUCAGCGCCCAGCACGCCCGGCGCGUUCCUGCCCGUCAAGCGCGAGUUCUUCCCCGACAGUCCGGAACCCAAUACGAUUUCGUCCGGUUCGCUUUCAGACGGCCGCCUGCUGUGGGACUUCUUGCAGCAGCUGCUGAACGAUCCGAGCCAACGGUACAGCAGCUACAUCGCGUGGAAGUGCCGCGACACGGGCGUGUUCAAGAUCGUCGACCCGGCCGGGCUGGCCAAGCUGUGGGGCAAGCAGAAGAACCACCUGUCGAUGAACUACGACAAGAUGUCGCGCGCCCUGCGCUACUACUAUCGCGUCAACAUACUCCGGAAGGUGCAGGGUGAGCGCCACUGCUACCAAUUCCUCCGCAAUCCGACGGAGCUGAAGAGCAUCAAGAACAUCUCGCUGCUGCGCCAAACGAUGGCCGCUAGCCAGGCGGCCGCAGCAGCCGCCGCCGCCCAAUCGAACGGCAACGGUGGUGGCGGUGCCAGCGAGCGCAACGGCGACCGGGGAGCGUCCUCGGUCGUCGGCAAUGGUUCGGCCAGCAACGGUGGCAGCAGCAACAACCCGCUAAUGUCGCUGCUCCCGAACGGAGCGAACAUUCACCAUCUGGCUGCGGCGGCUGCGGCCGCUGCCGCCUCCCAGAACGGACCGCUCUCGCCAUCGUCCUCGUCCCCGUCCUCGUCGCCAUCGGCCCUGCACCAUCACCAUCAUCAUCUGCAGCAGCAGCAUCAGGCGGCCGCCGCGGCCGCCGCAGCAGCCGCCGCCAUCCAUUCGCACCAUCUCGCAGUACAAAAUGGGGCCGCCGGGGGAGCGGGCGGCGGGCCGCACCAGCGCAACAUCAAGAUGGAAACCGACCUGGACGACCUCAAGCCGACCGAUCUCAGCACGAACGAUCGCAAGUUUAGCUACGGAUCGCCCGUCAACGGAACGGACUGCUACCCACUGAUUCGCAAUGCCAACGGACUGACAACGAUUCAACUGCUGAGGCAGCAGCAGCAGCAGCAGCAACAGUCGGAAGCUGGUUCGCCUCCGUCCUCGCCAACGCCCCUGUCGAUCAACUCGCAGUCGCUGCACACGAUCAGCAGCAACCUGCACCAUCUGCACCAGCAGCAGCUUCAGGCGCAGGCAGCGGCUGCGGCAGCGAUUGCGGCAGCGGCCGAAGCCCGCCACCAGCAGGACGCCGCGGAGCAGCAGCAGGACCAUCCCCUUCACCACCAGUCGUCGUCGUCGUCGUCGUCGCAUCACCAGCACCAACACCACCACCACCCGGCACGGAACGGUAGCCGAAGCAGUAGCACGAGCGGUGCGAGCGACCACGACCACCGGGAACCGCACGAUCGCGACCGUGAUACGCCCUCGCCCGCCAACAGUGAGUCGUCCGCGCACCAGUCGCAGCAGCAUCACCACAGCAUGCACGUGAAAAGCGACGACGACAGCAUGAUGCCGACGGAUCUGAGCAAAUCCGAGCCGAUGUACUACAAGUAAGCAGAGGAGGGGAGCGCUCAAAAGGAGGUGGUGUGUCGGGAGAAAACGGCGAGGAAGGGAACGCCCAGCAGCAGCAGCAACAACGACGGCGGCGGCAGCGCAUCAACAGCAUAUGAUCUCAACAGUACAAGCCCCUCACUACUACUACCCACUACUACAGCAGGAUCAUCUGCCAGGUGUGUCAAUUUGAAGCAAUACAGAGAGAGAGAAGGAAGGAGAAUAUCCAGGUCUGUGUGCCAUCGCGCGCGUUUUUCGCGUGUCCGCCGCUGUGUUUCGACCACACACCAUGCGCUGAUGCUGCCCCUCUCCGGUGUGUCCCCUCUGGCGGCGACCAUUUACCACCGUGUUUUUUUUUAAAUAGUUGUGUUAACCAUUGAACGUACUGAGCUUCCCCCUGUUCUUCCUACCCUUUCCCUUUUAUCCGCCCCAUGGCGUAUAUCCGCUUAACAAUUGACAAACGGCGAAGCUGUUAGAAUUCGAAAUUAGGAUUAGAACAACAAAGAGAGUGCAUGUUGACUGAGUAGCGAGUGAGAAAGUGAGAGAGUGAGCGAGAGCGUGCGAAAAGAGAGACAGAGAGAGAGAGACGGUUUAGGUUGCAUCUUGUACAGUUUACACACGAUCGUAAGGAGCUGAAAAUUGAUCAUUAGAAAAGAAGGGCACCGUGUCACUAAUCACCCGCGGGAGAAAGCUUUCUGAGCGACAGAAGAAGAAGAAGAAGAAACCCUUACUUAUAUGUGCCAAUCUGAUUUUUGUUCUACGUUUUGUUUUUAAAUCACUGUUCAGAGUUUAAGAAGCGGGUUGUGGGAAAGCGAAGAAGCAACAAAACGGAAAAACAAACCGACAAAGUGCUAAACAAAACUAAAAGGGGUUGAAAAAUGAAGUUUGAAAUUUUAGAGCUCUGUAUCACACGACUAUUCUACACACUCACUCACAAACACAUAGAAGGGAAGCAAUUAUGCAUAUAAAACAAACUAGUGAUUAACGCCUGUAUAUUGAACUCGAUGUUUGUUUGUUUUUUUUUAUAUACUCGUUUUUAAAAAAAGCACCUUUUGUGUUUUCUCCCUACCCUUUCCCCAAUUAUUAGGAGCACACACACACAUACGCGCACACAUGCACACUCAUGCACCAUUCGCACACACACACACACACAACUCACCUUUGUACAGAUAGUUUAAUUUUUGGUAGCGUCAAUUGUUAGGUUUAAGCUAAGAGUUAAGAAGAAGCGAGUUAAUCUGUUACGGCCAAUCGAAAUCCCCGAGAACACGAGACAACCGGGCGAUGAUGAUGAUGAUCACACCUUACUGAUAUUUUAUGACACACAAGGACGCCACAAUCGUGCUUCUGCUGGUUCGAAUUUAUGACGUAAAAGGAAAAAAGAGUACAAGAAAAAAGAGAUUGUUGUGGGCGAGGUUUCGUUACGCGGACAUGUACCACAAAAAAACUCACACGAGAGAGAGAGAGGAGAUCCCCAUCCCCCGUUUUGCUACGUGUGCGUGUGUGUGCUGUGUGUGAGAUGUGUGUGUGUGUGUGUGUAGUUACUCAUUUAGGACUCAAAGGCCGCGAAUAUGUAGUUGUAAUUAUUGUAAUACUGUUUUGUUUUUUUUUUUGGGUGGAAAAACUUAGUUAAGACGAUUUUUUUUUAUUGUUUUUCGUUUAGUUUCAUUCGCCCCCUCCCAAUUCACUAUUAAGUGUAUGUGUGCGUGUGUCUGUGUGUGUGUGUAUGCGUACAGUAGUAGAGGAAGGGUUGGGGCUGUGUAAAGGCCACAAGCGCAUAGGUUUAAUGUACCUUUAACAAACAAACAAAACAAAAUACUUCCCUCCUGGUAUACCAAUCGGUUCUUCCAAUUGGUAUACCACACUUUUCCAAUUGGCUUCCAUUAGGCAGAAUAGGAUUUAAAAAAAAAACAAACACACCCCACUUCCCCGUACACACAUCUCGAUGAUAUAAGAUUGAUAAGUAUGUGAUGAUUUAGGGAGAGAAAGAGAGAGAGAGAGUGCGCGUACCAAGUGCACGAUGAAGGUGUACUAAAAAAGGAUUGUAGGGAUACUAGAGGCAAAAGAUUAACGAUCAAUGCGUGUUUGUUUGUGAGAAAGAGAGUGAGAGAAAGAGUUUAUUGCGUGCGUGUGUGUGUGUGUGGGGUGUUUGGUUGUGGGUGGGUGGGUUAUUCGCAGGAUUUGCAAAGUGAGUGAAGGUUGCUUUCCCUUUAUAUACGUUUUGCUUCUUCUAGAUAGAGGAGUGUGGAGGAUUUAGCUUUUAAAGUGAGAUGAAAGCAAAUAAGCACAGAGCGAGAGAGAAUGAUGAAACGAUCGAAAAGUUUGUUAGGCGCGGGUAGAGAAAUCAAUCCAUCGAUCGGCCCUAGCGAGAAAAGGCAUACAACACUAUUUCCGAUACAACGAUCGUGGAAAGCGUUGCAGUUUUCUCGUCCUCCGCGACAAAACGGGGGAGGUGGGUGGAUUUUCCCGCAUUAGGUUCUUCCCGUUUCAUUAGUUUCUUCAGUUAGUUAAUGUGCGAAAUAGCUUAGGUAGGGAGAGCGAGUUGAGUGAGUUGAGUGAGUGAUCGACGAGAGGCUGCAGCGUGGCUUUAGGAUAAUGGCGAUCGACACGCAUCGCAACGCAAACGAAAUCUUCCUUAAAUACUGUGUGUGUGUUUUUUUUUGUCUUUAAGUUUUCAUAUUGUGUACAUUUUCCCCUCCUCUUACCACCCCUUUUCUCUCACACAUCCGCGAUAGGUUAUGGAACAUAGUUGUCUUCUUUUUCUUAUUAUUUUGUAAAUAUAGUGAACCACAACGCUUUAGUUAAAUGGAAAUGUAAAUCGGGCACUCGUGUUUUUUUCUUUUCAUUUUUUUAUCGAUAAACUUAUGUGUUCAAAUAUCACAAGAAUCGGCUAAUACAACCCUCACUCUUCUUCCCCCGCAAAUCGUUAGUGCACGCCGUCUCACCGAUGUGUCGUCCCCUUCAAAAUGAUGGGAGGCUACUAGUGUUAAGUAGAGUUUAUUGGAUCGUUUUGUCGUUUCUAAGUGUAUAAAAAAAUGAUUGAAUUUAUUUGUACGACACAAAUGUACAGCUCGGUACAUGAGAUAAGCGCAAAUAAUAAAAAGGAAAAAUGGAUUACACACCUUA
Messenger RNA from Anopheles coluzzii, 7599 nucleotides. It is a transcript of the gene aop, whose product is annotated as ets DNA-binding protein pokkuri. Bases 1738 to 4479 code for a protein of 913 amino acids. Gene Ontology annotation, biological process: regulation of transcription by RNA polymerase II; cell differentiation. Gene Ontology annotation, cellular component: nucleus. The record is from RefSeq and is a predicted model, not a curated record. The transcript is spliced from 7 exons. Lineage: Eukaryota; Metazoa; Arthropoda; Insecta; Diptera; Culicidae. Gene Ontology annotation, molecular function: DNA-binding transcription factor activity, RNA polymerase II-specific; sequence-specific DNA binding.